This is a messenger RNA of Patiria miniata (bat star), 3479 nucleotides long. Its product is annotated as potassium voltage-gated channel subfamily A member 2-like. The coding region runs from base 498 to 2306 and encodes 602 amino acids. Lineage: Eukaryota; Metazoa; Echinodermata; Asteroidea; Valvatida; Asterinidae. The record is from RefSeq and is a predicted model, not a curated record. The transcript is spliced from 2 exons. Gene Ontology annotation, cellular component: voltage-gated potassium channel complex; membrane. Gene Ontology annotation, molecular function: protein binding; delayed rectifier potassium channel activity. Gene Ontology annotation, biological process: potassium ion transmembrane transport; protein homooligomerization.
CACACUGGCCAGGAUUUUUCGUACGGCCGAGCGGCACGGCCAACCGCGGAACUCAAAAUGAGGGCGAAAAAGCCCAAAAUGGACCUCAAUCUUCCCCAGAAAUGCAGGCCUACGAUUGUUCAAUCCAAGUGAAAGUGAUUUUUCCCGCGGAUUUCGUCGUGUCAGUUCGCAGAUGUGAGGAUUUUCCACAUACAACAUGGCCUGAAAACACUCCAAACUCAACCUUCUGGAUUUAUUUGUGUACAGUGGUAUGUGCCGCGCCGCACUGCACGCAGCGGGUGUGUGUGGCAGCGUGUGCAAUGUGUACAAACGGCACGGAGGAAUCGGAUGGUUUGGUAAAUUUUAUGUUCCUGGAUAGGCGCUUGGCCUGCAAGUGCAACUUAGAUCUACAGGCUUCCUCCGUUGUUUGACAAAAUUUAUUUUAAGUUCAAGUACGCAGGCGCAUCCACAACAUUUGACAGUACAUUACUCAGGCUGUUGCUUGAUGGUAGUCCGAUAUGACCCAAAAAAUUGAAUUUAUAGAGCGGUGGGGACUGAAUCCAUUAUGGCAGAGACCUAGGCCAUGGUGGAAGAAGAUGGAAGCAGCUGUGGUGUCUGGUGCCGAGCCUUAUGGCGCCAACGGUGCCCACGGUGGGCAUUUUGCGGUACACCAUGGACCUGGAGUCCGCGGUCAUCCUUCCUCACCAAGCCCCACCCAACCAAAUGCCAGUACUGGGGGCAUCAAUCCAACAACUGGAAUGUCAAACUGCCGAUCGCUUCCUCGGCUCCUUGAUGAGGAUGAAGAGAGUGGGGAUGAUUCCGUGGAUGAGGGCCAUGACGGCCAGGAGCCUGGCUGGGAAAGAGUCGUUAUCAACAUCAGCGGUCUCCGCUUUGAAACCCAUUCCAAAACGUUAUGCCAGUUCCCAGAAACCCUUCUUGGCAACCCUGAAAAGCGUAUCCGGUAUUUUGACCCACUGAGGAACGAGUACUUCUUUGACCGCAAUCGUCCAAGCUUCGACGCGAUCCUGUAUUAUUACCAGAGUGGGGGGCGGCUGCGCAGGCCUGUCAAUGUGCCCAUGGAUGUAUUUACGGAGGAGAUAAAGUUCUAUGAGCUUGGGGAGGACGCGAUGCUGAAGUAUAGGGAGGAUGAAGGCUUCAUACAAGAGGAAGAGAAGGAAAUUCCACAAAACACAAUUUCCCAGAAGGUCUGGUCGCUCUUUGAGUAUCCAGAGAGCUCCAAGAUGGCCCGGGUGAUUGCCAUCAUAUCAGUGUCAGUGAUUGUGGUUUCUAUCGUAACCUUCUGCAUGGAGACGAUGCCAGAGUUCAGAGGAGAGCAGGCGGUGGAUACUGCUAAUCCGACGGUGUCACCUUGUGGCGGCAUUUUGGCAGCUCAUCCGACGACGGAAAUACCCAUCGACAAUGGAACCACGUGGGAGGAGGAAUUAGCUGCAUACUUCCAAAAUCCGUUCUUCAUUAUAGAGACCGUCUGCAUCAUCUGGUUCACCACGGAGUUCAUCCUGCGCUUCUUGUCCAGUCCCAGCAAGAUGGUCUUCCUGAAAAAUAUCAUGAACCUGAUUGACGUGAUAGCAAUACUUCCCUACUUCAUACAAGUGGGUACCAUAGUGGCUCAGUCCUCGACAGAUCGCAACAGCCAAGCAAUGUCAUUGGCCAUCCUUCGUGUUAUCCGCUUGGUACGCGUCUUUAGAAUAUUCAAAUUGUCUCGGCACUCUAAGGGGCUACAAAUCUUAGGUCGAACUUUAAAGGCAAGCAUGAGAGAACUGGGGCUGUUAAUAUUUUUCCUGUGUAUAGGUGUAGUGUUAUUCUCAAGUGCAGUCUAUUUCGCGGAUGCCGACAGCAUAGACGAAAAGGGCCGGCCCAUAUUCAAAAGCAUCCCUGACGCUUUCUGGUGGGCAGUUGUCACCAUGACAACAGUAGGGUACGGUGAUAUGAAACCGCAGAGCACGGGUGCGAAAAUAGUCGGUUCACUAUGCGCUGUGACGGGCGUGUUAACCAUCGCGCUUCCGGUUCCUGUCAUUGUAUCCAAUUUUAAUUACUUCUAUCACCGCGAGUCGGAUAACAUGGACACUCAAGAGUAUUCCCAUGUACAAAGUUGCCCCUACCUUCCUCCGCCCUCGGCCAAGCGCAGCCAGAGUGGAAGCUGUAGUCAGAACUCAAUGAAUCACAUAGUAGAAAUGGAGGAAGGGUUGUUGAACCAACAGGGUGUGAUCCCUAAGUCUCCGUAUAACAACAACAUAGACAGGCGCCCCAACAACAUCCAGGGUAAUUGCAUUAACUUGAAUGCAGUCAGCAUUGAAACGGAUGUAUGAUUACAUGUACCAGACUCCAGUCUGACACUCUUCUUUUUUUCGUCUCUUUUCAACAGAACCAUUUCAUUUCAUUUAUUAUUUCGCAGGUCAAAUAAUAAAUGAAAUGAAAUGGUUCUGUUGAAAAGUUGAAAACCAUGUAUGUGUUCCAAAAACGCUGCUGUUUUUCUUGUCCACUAAAGUUCCAAACUGUGUUAAAUGUAUUAUCAUCCUGUUUUGAAGGCAACAUGAUUUUUUUCCCCCUUGAUUGGCCUAAAAUGGGGAUCAAAGUGAAGCUUCACAGAAUUUUGUCAGGCAUUUUUUUUGGGGUGGGGGGUGGGGAAUGGCUUAAAAUAGCUGCCAAUGCAGAGCAGCUCUGUGUAGUUAUAAGUAUCUUUUUAAAGGCCUGUUUUUUGUGAAGUGUUUUAUCAAUUUACAUACAUGUAUUAUUUUUUUUAAUUUUUAAUUUUAACGUUUAUAAGAUUUGUACAUUUUGUCAGUUGUCAAUAUUAGAGCACAGUUUUUAAAUCCAUUGACAAACAAGCUGGAAUUGUUUGUUUGAAAGUUUUUAUUUGGUCUUUUCUUGAACCAUUCUUGGACAAUAUCUUUACAAGACUGCAAUCUUGCCAAACAGCUUACGUUAUUGUCGUAUCAAAACCAAAGAUUCAGAAUUUGUCUGUUGUCAAGUUCAUGUGAUGUCAGUUCAUUUGCAAAAUUUUAACACAAAUGAUUUUAGCCCUUCAGGAAAAAAUAUCAGAAUCAGUAAUUUACAAUGCUAAUUUCUGUAAUUUUUCAAAUACCUGCAUGAUCAGAAAGAUCAGGUUUAUCGUCACUCUGAUAAAAAGCACAAUUUUUUUACCUACAGAUGUUUUUUACCAUGAUCAGAUGCGCUGGUAUGCACGUACAUGAUGGAUUGAUAGAUUUUUGUAAUCAGGAAAACAUCUUGAAAUGAAUUGGACCAUAGAGCAAGGACCCGUUAGACCGUGGAGCUAAAUAUAAUAGCUCCAUGAUUCGACAGACUGUGGUUGUUUCUUGUAAAGGCCUGCCUAUGCUGUAUGUUUUGUUGAUUAUUACAUGGAGCUAUUAAACACAUGGUUAUUACACAUGUUACAUGAACCUCCACCAGGGAUAAAUGUUUUCAUCGGAUUUGGUAAGUUUGUUGAUUGGUUUGCAAUAACAAGAUAACUCAAAAAGUUA